Magnusiomyces paraingens is the source of this 1629-nucleotide messenger RNA. RefSeq lists its product as uncharacterized. Gene Ontology annotation, molecular function: flavin adenine dinucleotide binding; N,N-dimethylaniline monooxygenase activity; NADP binding. NCBI's taxonomy places the organism in Eukaryota, Fungi, Ascomycota, Dipodascomycetes, Dipodascales, Dipodascaceae. Bases 1 to 1629 code for a protein of 542 amino acids. The record is from RefSeq and is a predicted model, not a curated record. The transcript has a single exon.
AUGGCUCCAGUUGAAUACGAUGCAAUUGUUGUUGGCGGCGGCUUCGGCGGCGUCUACACUACCUACCAACUCCGUGAACUUGGUUACAAUGUUCAUUCUUUUGAAAAGGGUUCCUUCAUCGGAGGAAUCUGGUACUGGAAUAAGUACCCUGGUGCUCGUGUCGAUUCUGAUGUUCCUGUCUACCAACUUUGGCUUGAGCAGAUUUACAAGGACUGGGAUUUCAAGGAACGCUUCCCUGGCUGGAAGGAACUCAACGAGUACUUUGCCCACGUCGACAAAAAAAUUCAAAUUUCUAAAAACUACUCUUUCAACACAUUUGUCAGUGCCUGCCACUUUGAUGAAAAAUCUGGAAAAUGGACUGUUACUACCAACGGUGAAGAUGCCGGCACCUUCAUUGCUAAACACCUAGUAGUGUGCACUGGCUUUGCUGCUAAAAAAUACAUCCCAGACUUCAAGGGUCUUGACAAAUACAAGGGUAUCAUGCACCACACUUGUGAGUGGCCCGGUGACGAUGUUGACUUCAAGAACAAGAAGGUCGCCGUUGUGGGUACUGGUGCAUCCGGUGUCCAGGUCAUCCAGGAAGUCGGACCCAUUGUUGAGGAUUUGACCGUAUACCAGCGUACUCCUAAUAUUGCCAUCCCCAUGCGUCAGCGUGCUGUUACCCAUGAAGAACAAGAGGCUCGUCGUGCUGACUAUGACAAGGUCUUUGCUAAGACUCUUACUGAUGGAUAUACCGCCGGCUUCGAGUUUGGAUUCGAUCCUCGAAGUGCUUUGGAAGUUACCGACGAGGAACGUGAAGCCCACCUUGAGAAAUGCUGGGCUACUGGUGGUUUCCAUUUCUGGGUUGCUACCUUCCAAGAUGUUUGGACCAACUUGGAAGCUGAUAAGUACCAAUACGAGUUCUGGCGCCGUAAGACUCUUGAGCGUCUUACUCGUCCCGAAUUAUAUGAGAAACUGGCCCCUGCUGUGGCUCUCAACCCCUUCUGCUCAAAGAGACCAUGCCUUGAACAAACUUACUACGAGGUCUACAACCAGCCCAAUGUCGACAUUGUUGAUCUUCGUCAGGAACCUAUUCUCGAGUUCACCGAGAAGGGUAUCAAAACUGCCAAUGGUGAGAAGGAAUUUGAUAUCAUUGUUCUUGCAACUGGUUUCGAUGCUGUUACUGGUGGUUUGACUCAAAUGGAUAUUCGUGGUAUUCAUGGCGAAACUCUUGCUGAUAAGUGGGAGACUGGUGGUCUUCGCACUUAUCUUGGUGUUGCCGUCAAUGACUUCCCCAACAUGUACUUUAUGUAUGGACCUCAGGGCCCCACUGCCUUUUCCAAUGGUCCCACCUGUGCCCAGAUCCAAAGCAAUUGGAUUGUCAAACUUAUUCAAUACACUGACAAGCACAAUCUUAAGUAUGUGCAACCUUCUGAGGCUGCUGAAGAAGAAUGGGCUCAAAAUGUUCUUGAUGUCAGCAAUCAGACAUUGGUUGGAUUGGCUAAGACUUCAUGGUAUAAUGGUACCAAUAUUCCUGGCAAGAAGAUUACAGGUCCUUUGAACUAUCUUGGUGGCAUUCCAAGAUAUUACCGGGAGAUCAAUGCAGAGGAAGACAAGGAUUACGAGAGCUUUAUCAAAGUCGCUGCCUAG